CCCUCCUUUCUCAAGCUUGGGUUUCACAAUCUCUAUUUUCCAGCUCUACUCAGAGUUCCUGUGCAGACGGUGAAGCACCUAACAGGAUCCUCAUGGAGGUUAUUUAUUAUAUGAACCUUUGAAUAAGCAACCCAUUUUUCUCUGCUUUUAUAUUCUUCUUUUUUUUUUAAAUUCAAUUGGCUGUUGCAUUUAUCAAGUGUGAAAACCUGGUGAACAUUUAGAAAUGGAUGCUGUGAUAUUCUGGUGAAUUCUGUGUGAAGCUGAUCUGAGUUCUACUUUAAGGAAAUGAAGUCUCGAAAAGAGAACAUCAAGUGAUAGAGGGACGUGAAAGCUUCAGAAGCUCAUAAUCUCACGGGCAUCAUGGGCUCUUCAUGCGUUGGACUGAUGUUGAUGUUGCUCAUCAGUUUUCCGGGCUCCAGCGGCGCUUGUCCACGGCAGUGUGCAUGUUCGGUGCCUGCUGAAGUGCACUGCACCUUCCGUGCGCUCCUCGCCGUGCCCACGGGCAUCUCUAAACAAGUGCAGCGCAUUAAUUUUGGGUUUAACACUAUAAAUCACAUCACAGACGUCUCCUUUAGUGGCCUUCGGAAACUAGAGCUGCUGAUGAUGCACGGCAACAAUGUGCAGAAAAUACAAGAUGGGGCUUUUCAAGAUCUUGUUUCCUUACAGAUUUUAAAAAUGAGCUACAACAAACUGAGGGUCAUUACCGGGCACACCUUCUCUGGUUUGACGGGCCUCAUUAGGCUACAUCUGGACCACAACCGCAUAGAGUUCAUCCACCCGGACGCGUUCAGUGGGAUGACAUCACUUCGUCUGCUCCACCUAGAGGCCAACCAUCUGCAAAAGCUCCAUCCUGCUACUUUCAGCACCUUCUCACUGCUACAGCAUUUCCCCAUGUCCAGCCUUAAGCAUCUGUAUCUCUCUGACAACCUCCUCCGCACACUGCCCAGAAACAUGCUGGAGAACAUGCCUCAGCUGGAGAACCUCUUCUUAUACGGCAACCCGUGGAGCUGUGACUGCCGGAUGAGUUGGUUACAGGAUUGGAGUGCACGAAAUUCAGGGGUGAUGAAAUGCAAGAAGGACAGAACAUUUGCCGGCGGUCAGCUCUGUCCACGGUGCGCGUUUCCUAAACACCUUAAAGGAAAAGAAAUCUCGGAUCUCAAAGAGUUUAUCUGCUCUGGACCAGCUAUCAGCUCUCCAGGAAAGAACAUCUCACAUGAGGACAGCAUCAGUGAACUUCUGCCCAUCGACAGGAUCAAACCACCUUUUGGAAAUGUCUCCUUUGGUUUAUCUGACGAGCAUGGGACUAAAGUGGACUUGAUCUGCCAAAUACUUGAACCAAGAGAGUCCACUAAAAUUAGCUGGAAUUACACUAAAUCUCUGCAGAUCGCUGCUAACGUGACACUCUUCUUUGACGUGGAGUGUCCUGUGGACAGAGACAGCUAUGAAAGCUUUUGGAGGCUUCUUGCUUACUACAGUGAAGUUCCCAUGCAUCUGCAAAGAGAAAUCAUGCUGAGCAGAGAGCCAGAGCUGAGCUACAGAUACAGACAGGACAUUGAAAAGGAUUCCUUCUUUUACACUGGUGUCCGAGCUAAUGUUUUAGCCCAUCCACCUUGGCUCAUGCAGUCCUUCAUGAACAUCAAGUUAAACAGGCCUUAUUCCUCAUCAAAAAGCGCGAGACUCAUUCUUAACACUUAUUUGACAACCACCUCAGACAAGGAGCUCGUCAGACCUUGGGUCAUGAUUGAACAUGACAAUAAAACUCAGACGAGCUUCAGUUCUGUUGUCGGUGGAGUGAUUGAAAUGGACUGCCAUGUGCAAAGCUCUGGAAACGCAGCCGUUCAGUGGAUGAUGCCCGAUGGGUUGAAGAUUAAAGCUGCGUCCAGCUCAUCCGACAACAGAGUGACCGUCUCUAGAAGCGGCAAGCUUCACGUUAAAUCUGUCGAGCACAGAGACUCUGGAGUUUAUUACUGCAUUGCUGAGGUCGCAGGAGAUAUCGAUGUUCUGCCUUUCCGUUUAUCAGUUAUGGAGUCUUCAACACCUCUUCCAGGUCAGCAAGUUGGGAAAGCUUUAACCAAGUUUGUUGGCGAGCCUGCUUCUUUGACCUGUCUUACUACAGCAACACCAGAUGCUGUGGUGAACUGGAUAUUUCCAGAUGGCAGUGUACUGAAUGCCAAAGCAAAUACAUCCAGGGCUUUAGUCUUUUCCAACGGGACUUUGUUCCUUCCUUAUAGUCAGCUUGACAACAACGGAUAUUACAAAUGUGUUGCCAUGAACCAGCAUGGUGUGGAUGUACUGGCUACUAAACUAACUGUCAUGAGACGGAGAGGAAUCCAGCCACUUCGACAGUACCCCAUUAGACCGCAGUCUGCUGCAGGAGUGUCCACUAAGGUAAAAGCCUUUUUGGAGGAUGUGGAAGAUGCUUCUGGAGAUGGUUCUGAAACUCAAGAAAGAAUUGUACCAAACAGAAGCUUUAUUAAUCGAAGGAGGGGUCCGAAUGCCAGAACACAAGGCAGUAUCCGCCGUAGACGGCCCUUUAGAAAGGGCAUGCAUGGAGAACAAAACAGAACUGCCUUCACAAAUCCAAGAACUAUUAAUGCGAAGCACAAAAUAGACCCUCAGAAAUGGGCCGAUCUUUUGGCGAAAAUCCGUGAGAAAACAUCUCCAAAAAACUCAUCGAUUCACAUUGGCACUCCAAGGAAAAGUCUACAGAUGGUGAAUGAAGAUCAUCCAGGAUCGAUUGACAACAAUGAGAGUUCUUCUGGUGACUCCGGUCCACGGGAGGAAUCAAACACUUUCAGCACUCCACACCAAACGGAUGUUUACCACACACAUGCAAUUACACCUUAUAUUGAGGGACAAAAUAAUAACAUCUACCAAACGGCAGCUCCAGAAUUACACACUAGUUCAGACGAAGUGGCUUACAUCUCAAAUCCCACAUCUGGACCUCAUUAUGUUAUGACAGAGGUGAAUGUCAACGAAGGAGGGCAUGUGAGCACCAUAAGUGCAAUAAAUAACCAAGUAUACUCCGGGUCUGUCAUCAAACCGAAGUCUGAGACAGAAAAUGAAGUUAAUUUAUCCGGAAAGACUGGGGUGCAGACACAGAUUGGAGGUUUUGAUUCUGGACAGCUUGAAAGCACUUCAUUUUCUACCACAUCAACCAGCAGCAUUAGCCCACGUGCUCCACCGAGUUCAACACAAUCGAGAGCAAAAGAUCACUGGAGCUCGAGGCGAAGAUUUGGAGGCAGACGACGAAUAAAAUUCAGAAGGCCAUUCUCAAACCUUCCUACAAGAAGAACAUCUACAGCUGCAACUAUGAAUGCAGACCCCACACAACCAGCUGAAAACACAUUGAUCCAUCUAGCUACUGCUAACAUUUACUCCACAUCUCCAGCUGAAAGCACGUCAGUCAAUCCAAUUAUCCCAGUAACUGCCCAUAUGUCUGAAUAUCCGACUACUACCCAUAUAUACCCCACAACCCUAACUGAAGGCAUGCCAUCUACUUAUCACAUGAUUCCCACAGUGCAGUGGGAAUUAACAAAUGCCAUAAACGAGGAAGAUACCGUCUCCCUCCCUGUUGAGAAAACUGGUUCAGAAAUUCACCAAGUGAAGGCAAGUCAUUUCCUCCAAAUUCAGGAGAUGACAAGCUCUAGAUCUCACCCCAUGAGCACAACAUCAGCAACAGUGGUCAGGUUUGAAAAUGAAGACAUUACUUCUUUAGAGGAGGAAGAGGGUGAAAGCAUUACGUCUGCAGAGGAGAUUGACGAGUACAUGGUUCCCAUGAGUGAAACUACAACAUCUCGACUUGGCGCUGAAACUGCCCCACUGACAACUGCUCGGCAGGAGUUCACAAGCAUGCUUUCAACAGCGUUACCAAAAGCCAACAAAGAGAUGGAUCCAACAGAGAUUGGCUUUACAUUGGACGCAGAUGUCUUGAACUUACCUGAAUCACACUUUAGAGAUACAUUGGAAGCAACUAGUACUAGAGAAAAUGUUACUUCCAUAGAAGACUCUAUAGUCACCUCCAUGCCACAAUCCCGAGACUACCCACUUUCACAACCAAAUCAAAACAUUAUAGAAGAAGAGUCAGUUUACAACAAGGUAUCUUUUUCCUCAACAACAGAAUCCAUGAUAUCUGUUGGGACACAAACCGAGUCUUUAGCUACAAAUUCACAAAUGCCUACUCAUACUACUCGCAAUGAAACCAAUGUGAUUAACUUAUUACAACCAAACUUGAUUUCUAAAGUUGACCAAAGGGUCAAAGGGUUAGUCCAUGAACUCGAUCAUCCUUUGAUUGAUCCUACAACAUCACUGAAUACUUCACCCACAAUCACAUUACCAGCAACUACAGUCAUGAUUCCCAUUACAACCCAACUCAUUAGAAUAAUGACACCAUCUACAACAGUGUCGACAACAGCCGCAUUAUAUUCUACUACUACUACUACUACUACACCUGCUCUAAAGUUAAUACCCCGAUAUCCUUUACCAGACAACAGAAUCCCAUUUUACUCAAGAUAUCCUGGAACGAAUUACAUUGAUUCCAGGCACAGGGGAAGAAUUCCCAGCCCUAAUCACAGGUAUCCGUACUAUCAUAACAGAAACCCAUCUGUCAAUAUGAGACCCAAUAUUCUCAGAACACUUUCCAUGACCACCUCAUCUGUGGAUUUAAACUCUGUCAACAUCAUCAAAUCAACUAAAGCACCUAAAACAUGGACAACCACUGCUAGAUCAGCCAACUCAAGUCCCACAACUACAUCAAGCAAGACACAGCCAAACAACCAAAUCCAGAUCCAUCAAUCAAUGAACAGACUGUCGAGUGCAGUUCUUUCAUCUCAAGGAUCGCAAACUCUUCCUGUCCUGCAAAUGAGACCCAGAAUCACUGCUGCCAAACUCCACACAGUGACUGUGAAUGCUGGGACAGAUGUAAAGCUACCCUGUGAUUCUGUGGGGGAGCCGAAGCCCCUCCUGACCUGGACCAAAGUCUCCACAGGAGCCAUCAUGUCGACCAAUACCAGAAUCCAGCGGUUUGAAGUCCAAUCCAACGGCACUUUUGUCAUCCACAACGUCCAACUUCAGGACCGCGGGCAGUAUCUGUGCAGCGCUCGCAAUCUACACGGCAUUGAUAAGAUGAUGGUGACCCUGGUGGUGUUGGCCCACGCGCCCAGGAUGAUGCUUCCACGUCAUCGAGAUGUGACGGUGUUUCUAGGAGACAGUGCACUCUUGGAAUGCCAAGCACAGGGUCUCCCAAUCCCAAACAUUAGCUGGGUGCUUCCUGACCGCUCGAUGGUGCGCACCGUUAGUGACAGCGAACAGAAGGUCAUGCUCUUCACCAAUGGGACGCUUCAAGUCAAGCACACCAAUUACCUGGACAAGGGCAUUUACAAAUGCAUAGCGAGCAAUGCUGCUGGAGCUGACGUGCUCUCCGUGAGGCUCCAAAUUGCAGCGUUGCCUCCCACCAUCCAAGAGCAGCGCUGGGAGAACCACACCGUCUCUGAUGGCCAGUCAGCAUUCAUCCACUGCACCGCUAAAGGCUCGCCCAGUCCAGCCAUCCGAUGGGUCACGUUUACCGGCACGCAGCUUCGCCCCUCGCAGUUUGUCAAUAGCAACUUGUUUGUUUUCCCCAACGGGACACUGUUUAUUCGCAGUCCUACAGAGAAGGAUUCUGGGAAUUAUGAAUGUGUGGCUGUGAAUUCUGUGGGUGUGGCUAAAAGGAGUGUAAAUCUGCAGGUGAGGAGGAACUCGACCACCGCCAGGAUCCUGUCCACUUCUGCACACAACACUGUUGUCCGCUACGGAGGUCAGCUGAGUCUCAACUGUUCGGCCACUGGAAGCCCCAAUCCUAGGAUCAUCUGGAGGACACCAUCUAAAAAACUGGUUGAUGCAUAUUACAGCUUUGAUCGCAGAAUGAAAGUGUUCGCCAACGGCACCCUCACCAUCGCAUCAGUGACCGAGAAGGAUGAGGGCGACUAUCUCUGUGUGGCCAGAAACAAAAUGGGUGAUGACUAUGUUCUCCUUAAAGUCAACGUGAUGAUGAAAGCCGCUAAAAUCGACCACAAGUCACUGAGCGAUCACAAGGUGUCGUACGGAGGAGAGCUGAAAGUGGACUGCGUCGCUUCCGGUUUUCCCAAUCCAGAGAUCACAUGGAGUCUUCCAGAUGGUACCAUGGUGAACAGCAUCCUACAGUCCGAUGAUAACUGGGUCCGCACCAAGAGAUAUGUGAUGUUCGACAAUGGCACAUUGUAUUUAAACGAAGUGGGAAUGAAAGAGGAAGGCGACUACACGUGCUACGCCGAGAAUCGGAUUGGGAAAGAUGAAAUGAAGGUUCAUAUCAAGGUCUUGGCAGAUGCACCGAUCAUCCGAAACAACGCUUACAGUGUCAUCAAAGUUCCUUACGGGGAAACCACCAUCCUCAACUGCAGCGCCAAAGGAGAACCGACUCCCACCAUCACAUGGUCGUCUCCGACUCAACGCGUCAUAGUGCCAGUAUCCGACAAGUACCAGGUCACCAACGAUGGCACCUUGCACAUUCAGAAGAUCCAGAGGUUCCACACUGGAAAUUAUACUUGCUCAGCCAGGAAUGUUGUGGGAAUGGACAAGAAAGUCGUUUAUGUUGAAGUCCUUAUGUCAUCGCCGGUCAUCAACGGAUUUGAGAGUCCCGGGAUCAUCCGUAAAACUGUUGUGAAAGAUCAGCGUGUGCUUUUAGACUGCAAAGCAAGCGGAAACCCACUUCCAAGGAUCAUGUGGGUGUUUCCCAACAACAUUGUUCUUCCUGCUCCGCACUAUGGCUCUCGGAUCACGGUCCACCUCAACGGAACGCUGGACAUCCAUUCAGCGCGGAUAAGUGAUUCUGUUACCUUGCUUUGCAUUGCACGCAAUGAAGCUGGAGAAACCAAACUUCAGGUUCAACUUGAGGUGACUGAGGAUGUUGAAAAGCCACGGUUGAGAAGUCCGCCUACAGAGUCCGUCCUGCUUACCAAUGGGAUAUCAGUGAGUCUAAACUGUUCCGUAGAGGGAAGACCAACUCCGGAGAUCACUUGGAUUCUUCCCAAUGGGACUUCUCUUCUCAGGGGAACCAGCAUUUUCCGUUUCAAUCACCGGUUUGAUGGAACGCUGGUCAUUAGAGAGCCGACGGUUUCCGAGGUGGGCCAAUAUCGCUGCGUUGGGCGCAACAGCGCCGGAUAUGUCGAGCGGUCCGUGACAUUGGAGCCCAACAGAAAGCCAGACAUCGUCAACCAAUACAGCUCCCUCGUCAGCAUCAUAAAUGGUGAGAAUCUGCAGCUCAAUUGUUUGUCCGCUGGUCAUCCGUUUCCCAAACUCACGUGGACCUUGCCGAACGGAGUCAUCCUAACCAGGCCGCAGGCGACGGGACGUUACGCUGUUCUGAAUAACGGCACUCUGACUGUCCAAAGGACAUCUGUGUACGACAGGGGAAUGUAUGUCUGCCAGACCAUUAAUGAACACGGAUCUUCCAGUUUGUCGGUUUCGGUGAUAGUUAUCGCGUAUCCUCCGCGUAUAACCAGUGGACCCGCGCCGGUGACCUACGCCAGGCCAGGUGUGGCGGUUCAGUUAAACUGCAUACCUCUUGCCACACCUAAAGCCGAGGUGGUUUGGGAAAUGCCCGACGGCCUUCAGCUGAAGGUUGGCGUCCAGCCGCGUCUUUAUGGAAACAAGUAUCUCCAUCCGCAGGGUUCACUGGUCAUUCAGAACCCUUCCAGCAGAGACAAUGGCGUCUAUAAGUGCACUGCCAAAAACGUGGUGGGUAGCGACAGCCGAUCAACUUACGUUUAUGUGUUUUGAUACGAACUGACUAACUUUACAGACAUGCCCGAAGAACUGCGUUAGACAAUGUAGUGUUGUUUAUACAAAAACAGUGGACUUUUGGAAACACAGUAUGUGCUUUGAACACUUUCUACUGACCGUCUUGUAAAUAUGAAAACAUGAUAUUUUAAUCCACUUCAAAUGAAGCAAAUCGGAGAGAGAAGCAAGUUGGUUACAUUAAUGGAUAUGUUUAUUAAUGGAUAUGUUUAUUAUGGGAAUUAAAGGGAUAGUUCACCCAAAAAUUUAAAUUCUGUCAUUAUUUACUCACCCUCAUGUUGUUCCAAAGUGAUGACAGAAUUUUCAUUUUCGGAUGAAACUAUCCCUUUAAAUUGAUACUCAAUCAGAAUUUGCACACAUUGAAUUCUCUGCAAAUUUAAUUAAUUUUUACACAUGCUUGUUUGUUUAUUUAAUGUUUUGGAUUUUAAUUGUGCUUUCAUUCAUCAAUAAGGGCACAGAAGCAUCAGCACCAUUUGACACAUUUUACCAUUAAAUUCAUUGGUGUAACUUUACAAUAAGGUCCCAUUAGUUAAUGUUAGUUAAUGCAUUAAUUAACAUUGACCAAUAUUGGUGAAUUUCACUCCCAUUUAGCAGAUGCUUUUAUCCAAAGCAGUAGUGAUGGAAAUUACUGAUGUGGGACAAAUGCAAUGGCAAAUCAGCAUUCAGUCAUUUUCUCUUUCAAACAGUAAGAAUUCUUACUAAUAAUAUUUACUUGUACAUAUAACGGCUGUGUCUCAAAACCAGUGAACUCCUACUAACUACAUGGGCAUCUAUCUUGACUAACAUUUAUAUUUAUGUAUUUUUGUCGCAAAAGUUUGAUCCAAAGUGCUUACAAUAGAGGAACAACAGCAACUGGUCACAGAGCCAACAAUAUUCAUAGUGAACAAUGUCAGGUUUAUUAGAAAGCUAGAUUGCUACACUGCAAAAAAAAAAUUUUAGUAUCUUUGUCUUGUUUUCCAGCACAAAUAUCUAAAUAUUCUUAAAUCAAGAUACAUUUACUGGAGAAGCAAAAUGACUGAAGAUAUUAAGUCUUGUAUGCUGAAAAAAAUCAUAAAAAUUUAGUGAGCUUAAGUUGAAAACAACUUGUACAAAGAAUAAAUAUCUGCCAAUGAGGUCAGAAAAAUAUAAGUAAUUCAAAGGAAAAACAAGAUUCUUUUUCAGCGCCCUAGCAACCACCCUGAGCACCCAAGCUGCCGCAUAGCAACACCCUAGCAACCACCCAGAGUAUCCUAGAAACCACAUCGCAACACCCUAACAACCCACCAGAGUAUCCUAGAACCACAUAGCAAUACCCUAACAACCACAGAGAGUAUUCUAGAAACAACAUAGCAACACCCUAACAACCACAGAGAGUAUCCUAGAAACCACAUAGCAACACCCUAACAACCACCCAGAAUAUCCUAGAAACCACAUAGCAACACCCUAACAACCACCCAGAAUAUCCUAGAAACCACAUAGCAACACCCUAGCAACCACCCAGAAUAUCCUAGAAACCACAUCGCAACACACUAACAACCCACCAGAGUAUCCUAGGAACCACAGAGCAAUACCCUAACAACCACAGAGAGUAUCCUAGAAACCACAUAGCAACACCCUAACAACCACCCAGAGUAUCCUAGAAACCACAUAGCAACACCCUAACAACCACAGAGAGUAUCCUUGAAACCACAUAGCAACACCCUAACAACCACCCAGAGUAUCCUAGAAACCACAUAGCAACACCCUAACAACCACAGAGAGUAUCCUAGAAACCGCAUAGCAACACCCUAACAACCACCAGAGUAUCCUAGAAACCGCAUAGCACCCUAACAACCACAGAGAGUAUCCUAGAAACCACAUAGCAAUGCCCUAACAACCACCCAGAGUAUCCUAGAAACCACAUAGCAACACCCUAACAACCACAGAGAGUAUCCUAGAAACCACAUAGCAACACCCUAACAACCACCCAGAGUAUCCUAGAAACCGCAUAGCAGCACCCUAACAACCACCCAGAGUAUCCUAGAAACCACAUAGCAACACCCUAACAACCACAGAGAGUAUCCUAGAAACCACAUAGCAACACCCUAACAACCACCCAGAAUAUCCUAGAAACCGCAUAGCAAACGAUUUGUCUGAGAGACUUAAAACCUUCAAACUAAGCUUUUAAAAUGGAUUCAAACUUAAAGCCUUCAAGCUUUUUAAACUCUCUUCCUCUCUCUAUCUAAACUAUUUUGCACUUCAAGCUAUUACAAUUACUUCAAACUUUCAGGUUAGGCUUUCCCAAGCCAACAUCAAAGUUUGUUUACGUUUAUUCAUCUAGUUGUCCUAGUUUUAAGCAUAAACUAACUUUAUUUUGAUUAUUUUUUUUCAGAAAACAAGACUUAAUAUCUUCAGUCAUUUAUCUUCUCCAGUAAAUGUAUCUUGAUUUAAGAAUGUUUAUAUAUUUGUACUGAAAAACAAGACAGAAAUACUGAGUAAUAACUCAUUUUUUGCAGUUGAUCACUGCACUGUUCAUGUGUAAAGUGAACCUAAUCGCUUAUACUGCAAGUAAUGAGUAAGAGCAUGAAAUACAGAUGCUUUCAUCAGUUUAAUAUUAGUAUGGAGCAUAAUUUUAAAUGCAAUUACACAUUCUUAUUCUAAUUGGACUUAUUGGUGCUUUUCAUUAUUGAAACAUAUUUUCUAAUUGUGUGUCAUCUUGGAAAUGUUUUGCUAGGCUUGGCUCAAUGCAUUUUACACUUUAUGCAAUAUGAUUCCUCAGAUUUUGGCAAAGAAUAAAUAAGAGACAGUAGUAUGAUUUCACUAGCUACAGCCUUUGUAUCAGAUCAAAAAACCUUUUUAUCAGGUUUUGAGGCACAGCUACUCGAGGUGCUUGGCUAACAUGAAAAUAUAGAAAUUUAUUUAUAUAUUAAAUUUAAUCAGGGAUUACUUCCAGUGCACAAUAUUGUUAAGCAAUUUAUAAUUUCUCUUGCCACAUUAACAAUGAUGUUGUUCUACUUCUGCACUGAAAAACAAAAUUGGUGUAGAAACAAUUUUUUUAUUCAGAGUAAAUUUCACAAACAAUUACAAAGGAAAGGCAAGUAACACAUUGAAUUACACGUGAAGAUAUGAAGUUGAAGUAUUUUAGGUGUUGUUGUAAAUUGUGCUCCAAAAAUCUUUGGUUUAUUUACAACUUACAACUACAAUGAGGUAAAUAAUGUAAACAGCGACCUGCAGCUUGUCUUUAGUAGAAACUGUGGUGAAAUAAAGUUACAUUAGACUGAAUAUUGUUCACAUAAAAUAGUCUUAGAUCUGUUUAUGCCUUCUCUGUAUAUCAUCUCUCUUUUAUUUUAAUAAAUUAUUUGUCCACAUCAUAACUGAAU
Messenger RNA from Megalobrama amblycephala (Wuchang bream), 11150 nucleotides. It is a transcript of the gene mxra5b, whose product is annotated as matrix-remodelling associated 5b. Lineage: Eukaryota; Metazoa; Chordata; Actinopteri; Cypriniformes; Xenocyprididae. Gene Ontology annotation, molecular function: protein binding. The record is from RefSeq and is a predicted model, not a curated record. Gene Ontology annotation, cellular component: extracellular region.